AUGGAGGCAUUCCGUUCUGCCGUCAUGCGCGAGGCUAAAAACUUUGAUAAUGUAAAGUUUGUCCAGUUACCGAGGGAACAAAAUGAAGAUGCCGAUCGGUUGGCAUGCAGUGCCUCGGGUUCUGGGGAGACAUUGGCAAGGGUGAUCCCAGUAGGAAUAUUGAACCAGCCAUCCAUCUUUGAAGAACCUUUAGGGUCAGAUCCUUGGCAGGUGAAUGUCAUUCCAUAUGAACCGAGCUGGAUAGAUCCGAUCAUAACUUAUGUACAGGAUGGCAUUAUGCCUGAACAAAGGGAUGAAGCUUGGAAGAUCAAGUCAAAUGCAGCGAAAUAUGCCAUAGUGCAUAACCAGUUGUACCAAAGAUCUUUUUCUGGCCAUGCUUAA
This is a messenger RNA of Cornus florida, 381 nucleotides long. RefSeq lists its product as uncharacterized. The transcript has a single exon. Lineage: Eukaryota; Viridiplantae; Streptophyta; Magnoliopsida; Cornales; Cornaceae. The record is from RefSeq and is a predicted model, not a curated record. Bases 1 to 381 code for a protein of 126 amino acids.